Molecule: messenger RNA, 714 nt
Organism: Entamoeba nuttalli P19
Lineage: Eukaryota; Evosea; Mastigamoebida; Endamoebidae
Product: CAAX prenyl protease family protein
Exons: 2
Coding region: 1-714 (237 amino acids)
Biological process (GO): CAAX-box protein processing
Cellular component (GO): endoplasmic reticulum membrane
Molecular function (GO): metalloendopeptidase activity
Source: RefSeq, a predicted model, not a curated record
AUGAUAGUUGUUGGAUGGUUUAUGAGUAUUAUCAUAACAUUAACAUUGACAAUCAUUCUUCUUGCUUUUUUGGGCACGGCUUCACAUUUCAUAAGUGAUGAAAAUAAAAUAGCAAUUAUAAGAAUGAUCAUUGGAAUAGGGUAUUGUGUGUUUGUCACUGUUAUUCUUGACGUCCCUCUCAAUUUUAAUAUUCCUGUAUUAUCAACGUUAUUUCAUCUAACCCAAAUCGUUGUUCUUUUUAUUGGAUUUAUAUAUUGUGUUUAUCAACAAACUGAUCAAAUAUAUUGUCUUAAUUCACUUUUCAUCAUACGGGCACUUGUUGUUGCACCAAUAAUUGAAGAAACAUUAUUUAGAGGAGUGUUUAUACCAUACCUGUUGACAAACGGAUGCACAUCAAUAUUUACAUUUAUCUAUUGUUCAAUGCUUUUUGGACUUGCACACAUCAACCACCUAAUAACAGAAGAUGUUAUUGAUAAAGCUGCUAUCAUCAAUACAGUGAUACAAGUUGGAUUUACUACAUUAUUUGGAAUGUAUUCAUCAUAUGUUUUCUUCAGUACAAAAUCGGUAAUAUCAUGCAUUUUAUGCCAUGCAGUUGCAAAUUACUUAGGAUUUCCUGAUUUUACAACAAUGUCAGAUAAAAAAACCGCAAUCAUUUAUUUAAUUGGAGUAACGUUAUUUAUUGGAUCAUUCUUCAUUCAUGGCAUUCUCUUUUAA